UCUUCUGGGGGUCCCGGUCUUCUCUACCUCCUACCUACCUACCUACCUACUUGCCUACCUACUUGCCUACCUACCUCUCAAGGUGAAGAAACGGCUGUUGAUGAAGCGCCGUUUUCCUUUUCCCUUUGCUUCCGAAAAAUACAUGGAAUACCCCCCCGAAGACCCCGACCGGUACUAUGACUUCAAGGACACCCCCGUCAACUGGCGACCUGCGUCGCCGCUGAUCGACCGGCAGCAGAUCCCGCCGCUGCUCGUCGAACAGGUCCGGCAGGCCUGCAUGCUCCUCUCCCACUGCAUCGAGUCCGGGGGUCCGUCACGGUUCUCGAUUCUCCAUGAUGGACACUCGGGAAGACUGGAUUUAGGGGAAGCUGAUGGAGACAAGGCAGAGCCUGAGAAGGCGGCAGAGUGGGAUGUGAAUGGAAUCAUACCAGCAGAGAUACCAGCAGAGAUACCAGCCGAGAUACCAGCCGAGAUACCUACGAUGUCUGCGAUACCUAUAGAGAUGUCUGCGAUUCCCACAGAGAUACCCACAGAGAUGGAUACAAGAGAAGAACCUAUUGUGCUACUUGAGCCGGACACUAACAGCCAUGACCACACCUCAAAUGACACGGACUCGCGCAAGGAAAAACACGACUCCGGGAUGGAAUUGCAGCCGGGGGAGGAGGCCAAGACGUCGGACCCGGGCUCGGUCGAGAAUGAAAUGUCUAGACCGGUCGAAACAGUGUUGAUAGCCGAGCCGCCCGUCGCAUCAACGGAGGAAGAAAAUGCACCCGAACCUAGGAAUCCAUCAGUGAUCGGAGACGAGGCCUACCUGUCACCCAGCUUGGACGUGGUGACGUCCCCGAGCGAGAUUGGAUUCCCACCUACACCGCGGGACUGCGCCUCGAAUCCCGACUCGGACGGGGAUAUUGAAGUCUUGCUCGCGCCCGACGCAUCGCUCUGGCCGUGCCGGACGCCAAGUCUGUCGCGCCCGUCUCGCCUCUCCCGCAAGAAGCGCAUCGAGGACCUGAGCAUCGCCCCGCGGCCCAGCACGGGACACAGUCGGCAUACCUCCCAUCUAUUUACACACGACACCGUCGUGGGCCUGAACCUCUCCACUCCACAACUACCACAAAAGACUAGCACAAAAACAACAGAUGCGGCCAUCAUCGACGCCGACGGGGUCGUCCACAUCAUGACCGCCGCAGAGGAGGACCAACGCCGGCUCGAUCUGCAACGGGCCGUGAUGGAGAAGAUGCGCACGGGCAUGAUUGGCGAUGCGAGCAAGGGGUUCGCAUGCAGUACUCUCGGGAUGGCUCCUUUACCGAGCCCUAGACAUUUACCGGAACUUGUCCAUGCAGACGGUGACGAUGCUGAUGCUGAUGCUGAUGCUGAUGCUGAUGUUGAUGUUGAUGUUGAUGUUGAUGUUGAUGUUGAUGCUGAUGCGCUGGAAAUGCCGCGCUCUCCGAAGAAUCUGAUGCGCAAGCUCUCUGUUUUUGGCCUGCGGCGGAAAAAGGCCCCUCCGGCGCGGAGUAUGGUGUGGUGAUUUGAUACCCUUGAAUUAAGCUUUUAUGAUAAGAUGUA
Molecule: messenger RNA, 1563 nt
Organism: Penicilliopsis zonata CBS 506.65
Lineage: Eukaryota; Fungi; Ascomycota; Eurotiomycetes; Eurotiales; Aspergillaceae
Exons: 3
Coding region: 101-1525 (474 amino acids)
Source: RefSeq, a predicted model, not a curated record